Messenger RNA from Musca vetustissima, 2112 nucleotides. Its product is annotated as U3 small nucleolar RNA-associated protein 25 homolog. Gene Ontology annotation, biological process: maturation of SSU-rRNA from tricistronic rRNA transcript (SSU-rRNA, 5.8S rRNA, LSU-rRNA). Gene Ontology annotation, molecular function: U3 snoRNA binding; rRNA binding. Gene Ontology annotation, cellular component: nucleolus; small-subunit processome. The record is from RefSeq and is a predicted model, not a curated record. The transcript is spliced from 3 exons. NCBI's taxonomy places the organism in Eukaryota, Metazoa, Arthropoda, Insecta, Diptera, Muscidae. The coding region runs from base 1 to 2112 and encodes 703 amino acids.
AUGGGGGCCCAAAAAGCUAAACGACAUACCAAACACAAAAAGCAGUACAAAAAAUCAAAACCAAUACCCAAAAAUCAUGUUAAUAGUAAAUUUAAACAUCGUGGCAGUACAACUGUUGAGCGGCUGAAAAAACAAAUCGAAUUGGAAAAGUCACAUUUGCAGACAAAGGAAGAGUUUGAAAAUGAGCUACUGGGUGGUGGUCUGUCCGAAGAAGAGGAGGAGGAAGUGAAUCCAUUUGAUGAUUUGGUGCAGGAUUUAAGUUCCAGUGUCAAAAAGAAACCAGCCUUUAAGGAAGCUCCCCUACAACUACUGGGUGCCAAGAAAAAACCCGAACCAAAGUCGACCCCCAAGGCCAAGAAAGUGAGAAUGCAAUAUGUUCUGCCCAAAUUGCAACAAUUUAAAAAUCAUCUGCAAACAGAAAUUUCGGCAGAAGAUGUGGAGUUACUUAUCAAUGGUACAGCUGACAAAACAAAAACUGCCAUAGAAUGGCCAGAAAUGGGUCAUGGCUAUAUAACAACACCGGAAAUUACAAUUAAUCGCCAUAAGGAUCUAAUCGAUGAACAUCCACCACCGGCUUUGGAAAAUUCGGGCGAUUUAGAAUCACUAGGUUUACAACCAUUCUUAGCUAAUCGCAUUAAUCUGCCAAUGAGUAAUUUCCAAAGUGAACUUUUAACGCUAGUUAGCACCUAUAAAGAUGUCUACUAUCCAUAUCGUAAUUUCGAUAAUGCUGAAGAAAUCCGUCAGGUUUAUACAAUUCAUGCUUUGAAUCAUAUAUUUAAGACGCGUGCCUGUGUUAUGCUGAACAAUAAAAAAAUCGAAGAGGAGGAGGCGAAAAAUAAGGGUCUGGUAAUAGAUGAUAUUUAUCGUGAUCAAGGUUUGGCUAGGCCAAAGGUUUUGAUUGUCACACCCUUCCGUGAUUCGGCCUAUCGUAUUGUUAACAUAAUGGCGGAGAUUAUUAAGAAAAAGGAAAAGGACAAUGAUGCAAAAUCGGUCAUGAACAUGGAGAGAUUUAUCAACGAGUUUACCGGUGACACAAUUUAUUUUCCAAAAACCAAUCCCAAGCCAGAAGAUUAUGAGAAGACAUUUAGUGGGAAUACCGAUGAUAAUUUUCGCAUUGGCAUCUCAUUGACAAAGAAGACCUUAAAACUCUAUACAGAUUUCUUUUCAUCGGAUAUCUUGAUAGCAUCUCCCUUGGGUUUACGUCUUUCCAUGGGUGGCACCAGUGAUAAUGAUGUUGAAGCUGAUUUCCUUUCCUCCAUUGAAUUGUUGAUUUUGGAUCAGGCGGAAUUAUUUUUGGCACAAAAUUGGGAAAAUCUUCUCCAUGUUGUGGAUCAUUUACAUUUACAACCAAAAACAAUGCGUGCCACGGACAUAAAUCGUGUGCGUUCAUGGUGUUUAAAUGGUUAUUCGAAAUUCUAUCGCCAAACGUUGCUGUUCACUAGCCACGAGCUUCCCGAGUUCAGAGGAGUUUUCAAUAAUAAAUGUUUUAAUUAUGAGGGCAGUAUACGUUUUUCAAAUCCCAUUAUAAAUGGCGAUAUUCGAAAUGUAAUUGUCCCAAUAUCACAAGUCUUCCAUCGCAUAGAAUGCUCCGAUAUUGAACAGGUGUUUGAGAAACGUUUCAAAUAUUUUGUUGAGAAAAUUCUGCCACAAUUUAAAAGUACCAUAUUUGCCCAUUGUAUGAUUUAUGUACCGAAUUAUUUUGAUUAUGUCCAGUUGAGAAAUUAUUUUAAAGCGGAGACGGUGAAUUUUGUACAAAUUUGUGAAUAUACCAAGAAAGAGAAAAUGGCUCGAGCUCGUGAUAUGUUCUUCCAUAGUGGUGCCCACUUCAUGCUUUAUUCGGAGCGUUCGCAUUUUUUUAAACGUACACGCAUUAAGGGUAUACGUCAUUUGAUUAUGUAUCAACCACCCCAAUGGCCGAAUUUCUAUUCGGAAAUGAUUAAUCUAAUGCAUUCGUCAAAUCAAAACAGUCGUGAUGGUUUGGAGAAUUCAAUGAGUAUAACUGUGUUAUAUACCAAAUAUGAUAGUCUACAGCUGAACGGUAUAUUGGGUACGGAGAAUGCUACAAAUCUAUUGGAAUCGGAUAAGACGAUACAUGUCUAUGCAGCUCAAUGA